AUGGCGCAAGAAACUCCUGCAGGUGGUUUUGUUAAAUCGGGCUUUGAAGAAGUGGAAAAAGUUUUUAGAGAUAAUAUAAGAAGUGGAUUAGAAAAAGGAGGUAGUUUUGCUGUGUAUUAUAGAGGAGAGUUAGUGGUUAAUAUUUGGGGAGGAGAAUGUGAUGCUCUGUGCAGAAGGGAAUGGAAACAGGAAACAGUUUCUUGUAUAUAUUCUUGUACAAAGACUAUUUCGGCAGUUGUUAUAGCACACCUGGUAGAUAGAGGGUUGUUGAAAUAUUCAGAAUACAUUUCCACAUAUUGGCCCGAAUUUGGUCAAAAUGGGAAAGAUAAAAUCAGACUGGAAGAAUUUUUAUGUCAUAAGGCAGGAUUGGCUGGUAUAGAAGAUGAUUCUUACAGAUUAUCAUUACUGGUGGACAAUCCUAGAAAACUAGGAGAGAUUUUAGCAAAACAAAAACCUUUAUGGAAACCAGGACACCAAUAUGGUUACCAUGUCCAUACAUUUGCAUUAUACCUGGACCAAAUAGUAAGAAGAGUUGAUUGGAAAUUCAGAGGAUUAGCUCAGUAUUUUGGGGAAGAGAUUGCUAAAGAAUUUGAUUUGAGAAUUGAUAUUGGAUUACCCAAAAAAUCUCAGUAUAAAUGUGCCAAAAUUUCUAUAAAUAGAAGUGAUGGUCAAUUGGUUGAUACACAUGGUGAAAUUUCUAUGUCAGGAGAUCCAAAACUGUUAGCUAUUGUUAACCAAGGUUGGAAACAUGCUCAUAUUAUUAACAAUCCUGACUUUAUGUGCCUACCAUCUGGUUCUUCUCAUGGAUUCUCAACUGCUGAAGCAUUGGCUAAAUUUCACAGUAUCCUAGCAGCUGGUGGUACAUUGAAUGGUAAACAACUAAUAUCAAAAUAUACUCUUGAGCUAAUGAAACAACCACUUACUAAAGGUUAUGAUGUAACUACUGGAGCUCAAGAUAUUUUUGGAUUAGGUAUUAUGAUAUUUCCAGUUGUAGAAAAUGAUAAGGUGACUUAUAUGUUUGGUCAUAGUGGUUUUGGUGGGCAGAUAGGACUAUCAGAUAGUCAGUACCAAGUUGGAUCAGCUUAUAUCACCAAUCAUCUUAACUUACUUUCUACUUUUAAAUCUGGGGUACAAGACAGUAGAUAUUUAGUAUAUCAAGCCUUGUAUAAAUGUAUUCAUAAGAUUGAAAAGAAAAUUGUUAAGAGGACUGUGUUUCAGUCACUAGCUGACAUUCAAAAUGCUGUUAAAAGUAAAUUGUGA
Messenger RNA from Lottia gigantea (owl limpet), 1260 nucleotides. RefSeq lists its product as hypothetical. The transcript is spliced from 8 exons. The record is from RefSeq and is a predicted model, not a curated record. Lineage: Eukaryota; Metazoa; Mollusca; Gastropoda; Lottiidae. The coding region runs from base 1 to 1260 and encodes 419 amino acids.